AAUUGUUGGGACACUUUUUCAGGUGUGUCAGCCCAGUCCUUCCUUCACUGCUUUACACUGACUAGUUCUGCUUUUAACCUGCAAGUUGCAACUCCUGGGGGGAAGUCCAUUGAUUUUGUGGAUGUGAACGAGAGCAACAUGCGCUGGAUACAGGACUUCCGUAUGAAAUCCUACGCAAACCCUGCCAAGUUGGAGUCGAUUGAUGGUGCUAGAUACCAUGCAUUGCUGAUUCCAAACUGUCCAGGGGCUAUGACUGACCUAGCAAACAGUGGGUACCUGGCUAAGAUACUGCAGCACUUCAGCACUGAGAACAAGCCUAUCUGUGCGGUUGGACAUGGAGUUGCAGCUUUGUGUUGUGCCACUAAUGAGGAUAAAUCGUGGGUAUUUCAGGGAUACAGCCUGACAGGGCCCUCUGUGUACGAACUAGUAAGGCAGCCCAAUUUUGCGAGUUUGUCCAUUAUCGUGGAAGAUUUUGUGAAAGAUUCUGGAGCUACGUUUAGCGCCAGCAGUCCAGAUGCUGUACAUGUCGUGCUGGACAGGCACCUGGUGACAGGACAGAAUGAGAAUUCCACUCUUCCUGCGGUCCAGAAUCUUCUUAUUCUUUGCAAUGUCAGGUGAAUGUGUUAAAAGUCCUUUCCUGGCUGUGGACUAACAGGUAGUGUCAUGUUUGGAUGUGUUUCAGCAGGAAAUGAAGGAGCAGGUCUCUGCAGAUAGGAUGGACGAAGAGCCAGCAUGCUAAGGAUUUUCUUGUCUGUUAACUGGAUAAAACAUACCUUUAAAUUUCUGGCCUGGAUUAUGAUGCAACUGUGGCAGUGAAGUGGCAAUGUGAGGUUUUGCAUAUAUAGAAUGGAUGAAGGUUGUGAACGAGAAAACUUCAAAGUGCAUCACACUUCAGAAGCAAUUAUGAAACCACCUUUCAUUUUUGUUGCUCCAUCCUUUUUCACUGCUUCUCUCUAGACCCUUACUUUACAGAUGUGGGAACUGUGUCUUGUUAAAAUAAAAGAAGUUGGUGCUACAAAUACAAAUCACUGAAGCUGAAGACCCUACUCUAGGCUGACGUUAUCCGGAUCAUUAGUAACUGCCUCAAAGAGCACUUGGAACUCUGAACCAUCUGGUGUUUGUGCUUCAGAUAUCAAAAUCUACACCUAGAGCUUCAUGGAAAUGCAAUUUCAGAUGCGUUCUCACCUUCCUUUUGGUAGGUCGCAAGGUUACUGCCUGAAAUCUGAAUGUGUCUGGAGCACUUGGAUAUACUUGAAAUAGGGUGGAAAAUGCUUGGCUGAACUCUGAAUAAAGCAGAAUCAGUUGUUUGAAGGCAGCUCACUGUGGUGAUCCUGUUAGCAUAAUGUGCCCUUGUUUUCUUCCUUGCCUGUUCACAUUAUUGGACUUCUGUUUAAAAAGUUUGCUCAGCUGUUUUUAAAUUGUCUUCUGACUGGUUAUUUGUUCUGCUUUGUGGUGUUUAUGUUCUGAUUUUUGUUCUCUUUGAAAUGUUUGAAAUAUUUUUCUCUGGCAAGUACAUUGCAGUGGUCUUGCUGGAAUCUUACAGACAAAAGAAGAGGAAACAGAGGCAGCUAACAUGGAUCACAGCUUCUGAGGAUCUAGCUGUAAGAUGAAAUCUGUCCUUCUAUUUCCUUCUGAGCAGCAGAUGCGGCUUGAGGUUGAGCAUGGAAAGGAAUAAUCAGACCAAGAAUAUUUUUCACUGUUGCAGGCUCAAACAUACUAAAUCUGUGGGAAAGUAGACAAAUUAACAUUUUUCCUUCAGUCUCAGAACCGCAGGCAAUACUUCUGCAGUGCUCUGUGAGGGAAGAGAUCUUUGUGGUUGCAUUUUUUUUCUUAACAGGACAAUAUGAUGUAUUGGUUUAUAACCAGUUGUCAAGCAGGUUAAUUUUAGGUUCUUUCUGUAGAAAUUCAAUUUCAUUUCUGUCUUAAGAAUUUGGUGUGAUUUUUAAAAGAUGAACAGCUAUGGGAUUUUUUGGAUCUUUUACUGUUAUAUUCUGGACCCCAGCUUACAGAUUUUUUGCUUUGAUAAAAAUUAAAAACAGAAUUUGAAAUUGAAAUUGGGCUUUGGUAGAAAUUAAACUGCCAAAUAGCUUUGAUAGCUUAAAUCUUCAUUCCUGACAAGUUUUCUUACAGAUUUGUUGACCUCUGUCACCAUCAGGGCAUACUUUCCAUCUGGAUUUUGUAAUGAGCUGUCCACUGAAAUGAUGUGGAAAGAUUGUGUAUUUGUAUUGCAGUAGUAUUUGGAAUUGGGUUCGUGUUGAACAUUGUGCACCUACAGCAAGGAGAUGUGCUCUGCCACCAAAAGCUUCAGGCUUCAUGCCCUGGACUCCACUGAUUGCCUGAGCAGGGAACUUAGCAGGGCUGAGUUAGGGUCUCCAGGGGUCCUGGAGGAGGUGGGUGCAACUGAUGUGGCUUCUGAGGUGAGGGAGCUUUGCCACACCUGAUCGAACCCCUGACUGCAGCUGCAAAGUGAAUCUUGUUUCUGAAGUGGGAGCCUGAGAGAUCUGUAUUGCCUUUGAGGCUGUGUGUCCAUGUGAUUCUGUCAAAAAUCACUAGACCUUUCGUUGCCUGCCUGCAAAAAUAGAAUAUUGCUGUCUACCCUG
Messenger RNA from Athene cunicularia (burrowing owl), 2600 nucleotides. RefSeq names its product glutamine amidotransferase like class 1 domain containing 1 (gene GATD1). The transcript is spliced from 7 exons. The record is from RefSeq and is a predicted model, not a curated record. NCBI's taxonomy places the organism in Eukaryota, Metazoa, Chordata, Aves, Strigiformes, Strigidae. The coding region runs from base 139 to 618 and encodes 159 amino acids.